AUGAAUGCCAACUCUCUUGUUCUCGCUCCCGAGGGGGACGUGAUAUUGGUCGUGGGUAGGGAGCGAUUUCGCAUACAUGCGGACUCCCUUUUUCUUAAACGGCAUUCAACAGUCUUUGCAGCUCUACUUGGCUCAAACUUUCGCGAAGGUCAAGAUUUGAAUACCUCAUCUUCGAAGGAAAUUCCUCUGCCUGACGAUGAUCCGUAUGCCAUGGCUGUGAUCUGUGCAACGAUGUACCACGACUUUGGUCACAUUCCGCGGAGCCCAGCGACAAAGCUAGUUUAUGGCUGGCUCAAAUCCGAUCAUUUGACUCUUGGAAAAGACCUAGCAAACAUUCUCGCUGUGUCCUAUAUGGUUAGAGAUCAGGAAGCGUUCAAAAAUGUGUCAAGAGCCUUGGUCUCGAAGUACGAAGGAUCAUUCGCAGAUCUGGCCGAUAGUGUGAUUUGUGAUGUUCUGCCUUGGAAGACAUUCUGCAGAUUGGAGGAGCUUCGAACCCGUAUACAAACACUAGCAAUUAGUGUCGCAUUGGGCCCAUCAGUGGAUAAACCCAUAGGCUUCGGGUAUGACAAGCAUUCCGGAUGCUCUCAACUCGCAGGAAGAGUUCAAGAGAAUUUCAGUAGGGAUCUGUUGAUAGAAGCGCGCCAAAGAAAAGAGCGGAUCCAUAGAGAGCGCUCAUAUAAAACCUCUUUGCAUUCGUCAGCAACUGGACAGUCAGCAGUCGGGCCUUUGCUUACGAAUUUACAAGAACUAGCGAAAACCUGUAAUAAAUGCAGGGAAAGUGUGGAAACUUCCCAGCUGAGUACAUUUUGCCUAAGUUUGGCAGGCAAUGACCUCCGACAGGUUGCUAUGUUACCCGAAUGGUACUGGGGCUCGAAAUUGACUUAUUGA
Bipolaris victoriae FI3 is the source of this 888-nucleotide messenger RNA. RefSeq lists its product as hypothetical. The coding region runs from base 1 to 888 and encodes 295 amino acids. The record is from RefSeq and is a predicted model, not a curated record. The transcript is spliced from 3 exons. NCBI's taxonomy places the organism in Eukaryota, Fungi, Ascomycota, Dothideomycetes, Pleosporales, Pleosporaceae. Gene Ontology annotation, molecular function: protein binding.